Peniophora sp. CBMAI 1063 is the source of this 1443-nucleotide messenger RNA. NCBI's taxonomy places the organism in Eukaryota, Fungi, Basidiomycota, Agaricomycetes, Russulales, Peniophoraceae. The record is from the annotation of a GenBank genome assembly.
AUGUCUUCCGUCCGCGACUCCUAUUAUGCACAAGGCCUGUCGGACGAUGCCGUAGAAGCUGAUAAUGAAGGAAAGGACCUAGACGCCGCAGAACGCAGAAGGCUGAUGUUUAGGUUGGGAUCUUCCUUCUUUCUGUUUGGACUCAUCAAUAACGUACUCUAUGUCAUCGUAUUAUCAGCCGCGUUGGACCUCGUACCUGCAUACGUACCUAAAGGCGUAGUAGCCUUCUUCAAUAUUGCGCCUGCGUUCGCCGCGAAGGUGCUCUGGCCUAUACUCUCGAAAGGAACGAUCCGGUAUUGGAGGAGGUUGGCGGGAUGCUGCACACUUAGCGUCCUGGGGAUGGUGAUCGUGGCGGGCUUCGACUACACCGCUAUGAGGCUGCUUGGCAUCGGCCUGGCGUCCUUCGCAUCAGGACUCGGUGAACUCACCUUCCUCCAAUUCUCGACUACCUAUCACCCACCAGUAGUAGCAGGGCUCGGCCUUGGCUACUUCUCAUCCGGAACGGGCGCCGCGGGCCUCGUCGGCGCGUUCCUCUGGUGGAACCUACGCACAUUGGGCGUCAGAAUAGGCGUAGGCAUAUCCGCCGUCCUCCCCCUCGUAAUCCCCCUAGUCUACCAACUCUGGAUCCCGCGCCCCGAAGCCUUCACCCUAAUCGACCUCCCCGCCACCUACGACGACGCAGGCGACAUCCCCAUAUCCGACGAAUACGCGCCCCUCGCCGCGUCCGACGAAGGCCUGCACAGCUUCGAGGCCGUAAGCGGGUUCGAGGAGGAGGGCGCCGCCGCGCCGAGCAGGCAUCCGACUGCGCUGAGUGCGGCCGAUAAGAGGCGGCUGUUCGUGCCGCUGGUGUUGAAGUAUAUGUUGCCGCUGUUCUGUGUAUAUUUGUUUGAAUACACUAUUAAUCAGGGUAUUGCGCCUACGCUAGUUUAUCCCGUCCCGGACCCGGAGACGUACCCCUUCCUCAAAUUCAUACAUUCGAUACGGGACUAUUAUCCUCUCUGGCAGCUCGUCUACCAAGCAGCCGUAUUCAUCUCCCGCAGCUCAAUCUCGCUCGGCCUCCCACCUCUCCCCGCUCGACUCCUGUACCUCCCCGCCGCAAUCCAAGCUAUGAUCCUCGCCAUCCUCGCCGUCGAAUCCGCAACAGGGUUCAUCCCCGACAGCUCCGAAGGACUAGCCAUCAUCAUGUGCUUCAUCCUCAUAGCCAUCGAAGGCUUCUGCGGCGGCUCAGCAUACGUCAACGUAUUCUACCGCGUCUCCCAAGAACGCCCCUCGCCGGGCCUACCCCGCGAACGCGCCAAACAAGAAAAAGAGUUCCAGAUCGGCGCGAUCGGGCUCGCGGACAGUCUGGGCAUUUUGAGCGCGAGCCUGUUGGCGGUGCCGACGGAGGUUGGGCUGUGUAGGGCGCAGGUUGCGCGGGGGAAGGCGUUUUGUCGGGAGUUGUAG